AUGCUCCUCCUGCUGCUGCUGCUCUCCCUGGCUACAGUCAGCCACGUGUCAGCUGCACGAGUUACUUUUACAACUAAUGCUACAGCAAACAUCAAUGCAUGUCCCGUUGCCUUUUAUGGACAAGUUUACAAGACUCUAUAUGUGAACUUGACGGACAGCAACGUCGCAUUUUGUUUCAAAGGCCCGUACAGGCCUGGAAGCAAAAACGACUGUAUUCUGCUACCUAAGGGAGCAGUCACCAGAGGUUAUCUGGAUACAGCCCAAAGGACAUAUAGACCAGGAUCCCAUUAUCAUAGAGGUCUGCCUCAACUCACAGGUUCAUCAACAUGCGAGGCGUACGUGGUUACACUGAAUGGAAAUAGCCGGGCGGGUGUAUUCUACUUCGCACAGUUUGGUGAACAAGGAGCUUUAUCUGCAAGAUUGUAUUCAGCCUGGUCAUCCAGUCCUGUGGAGGCCAUUGUGCAGGUCGAUGAUGUUAAAGUGGAUGACUGGAAAAUGAUCCCAGGUCACACAAACUACACGGACAUAAGUGGAUGCAGACACUCAGGUGCUCUAUUUCUACCAAAAACGGGAAAAUGUGAAUCAGAAGACUCCCCUGUAACCUGUAAUGCUUCAGCAGUCCUCAACACCACUCCUUGUGGCUCCGGAGAGAUCUGCCAGGGCGACGGCCAAUGUGUCUUGAAUGCCACGUGCACUGUAACCGGCUCCACUGUCAUCGAUCUCGGCGGUAAAGUUGUCUCUGUCCCGGAUCGCUGUGCGUACACUCUGAUGUCAGAAUCAGGCGUCCACCUGCAGGCCGUCUUCCAGGACCGCCGUCGUAAAGAUGUUCGUUUUUUGGACCAUGUGAUCCUACAUCUGAAUAACCCAGGCGUUAACUUUCACCUGGGACAAGGUGGGAGGGUUCAGCUGAACGACACAAAGCUGAGCCUCAGCAGCACGCCUGUGGAGCAUCAUGGUGUGCAGCUCUCUAAGGACCAAACUGGAGUCACAGCCAAGCUGGUGCACUCCAACUACAACACCUCUAUCUUCUUUGAUGGCUACACAGCACAGAUCCACAUGACAGGACCAAGUGGAAAGACCCUGUGGGGUUUAUGUGGCGACUCCAGCCGGUCGUUGGGUGACAUGAAGGUCUCGGCGUACAGCUCCGACGACUGUGAGGAUGAGCACGAAGAAGCUGCUGACAGUCAGAUCAACUGCAAGACAGUGACUGAACGCUGUAAUCUCCUGAAGGAGGAUCCCUUCACCUCCUGCCACAAGCGCACCAACCCCGAGCCCUUCAUCACCGCCUGCACCAACACUCUGUGCAAAUACCCAGCAGUGGACGGUCUCAACUGCCAGUUCCUGGAGGCUUACGCCAGAGCCUGCAGCCUGCAAAGCAAAGUCACGCUGGAGGACUGGAGGUCAAAGGCCAGCUGCCCCUCCCCCCGGGCCUUCUGUCAGGACAAGUUCUGCAGUGCUCAUGAGUUCUGUGCUGAGGACAUCAGUGGUGGAACCAGCUGCUACUGUCGGGCCAUUUUUGGCUCCAAGUACAGAUCGACAAACACUUUUGGUGAGCCGACCGUCUGCAACCAAAGCUCUGCUUCACUUACUCUGGUUGGUUGUCUCCUGGAGGAAAAAAGCAUCGACUACUCUGCCUUACACCUCAAUGACCCAAACUGCAGAGGUCAGCAGGACAGCAAGACCCACAUGGUGACCUUCAGCUUCAACAGCAGCAACGUCUGUGGGACGGUGGUCAAGGCCGACAGCAAACAAGUCGUGUACAAGAACGCCAUCAUGAAUCGGGACAGCUCUGGCCCCAUCACUCGUCAUGACCAAGUGAACAUCGACUUCUCCUGCUUCUACAACCAGCCAGACAUCGAGACCGUGGCCUUCAAAAUCAAAGACAGCUCUGUGGUGGAGGAGAUUGUAUCUGGAGCAUGGAAAUACACUCUGACCAUGAAGGCCUACACUGAUGCUGGCCGCACUCAAGCUGUGGAGUCCAGCACAGAAAUCCAACUGGAGGAGACCAUCUGGGUGGAGCUGAAGACGGACGGGCUAGAUGACAAACUCGUCGCUGUGGUGACCGACUCCUGUUGGGCGACCAAUGAAGCGUCAUCCAGCGGGAGUCUGAGAUACGACCUGAUCAUUAAGGGCUGUUCGAACCCUGCUGACCAGACGGUGAAGGUGCAGGCUAACGGACUGGGAACAUCCAACUACUUCUCCUUCAACAUGUUCCAGUUCUCUGGGAAGUCUGGUGACGUCUACCUGCACUGCAAACUCAACCUGUGUGUGAAGAAGAAGAACAGCACCUGCGCCCCGAGCUGCAGCGGAGGUAAGAGAGGACGCAGAUCUGUCAGGACUACAUAUGAGGAUGUAAACCCAGCCUUCAUCACCAUGGCCUGGACUAAUUAGGUUGUUUCCAUGGCAACUCGGACGGACCUACAGACUGUCGACCUUCAGCAUGAUUCCAGACUUUUGCUUCAUCCUGAUCAAGAGCCACGUUUCCUUAAAAGAUUAGCUCAGUUGUUAUUGCUAAUGAAGCCACGCUAGCACAAAGCUGUGAUAACUAAACACUCCUGAUCCUCCUCCAGCUUUGAUUGGCCGAUUCAGUCCAGUUUAAAGUUAAGAGUUGAGUCGGUCUAGCAGGAAACAAUCUGCAGCUCACAUGAACUGUGUGAAUAAGGACAUUCAGCCCCCAUCAGCUCUGAGCAUGUUAGCGUGGAUCAUGUGUCAGUAACAAACCUGAGUAAAUCUAUGAUGGAACGUCUCUGCAGAACAUGUUGCUGUGCCUUCCUCAGUGAUUUACACUUUAAAAAGACCAAACAGGCAGCAACAGAACGGUUGAUCUGAAUCAGGUUCAUGUCUUCAUAUCACACAGACUGCACCUCCUUCAUACAGGAUCUCACUGUUCUGUGAUUAUUCAGACCCAAAACAUUGGAGCAACUUUUCUGCA
This is a messenger RNA of Thunnus maccoyii (southern bluefin tuna), 2932 nucleotides long. RefSeq lists its product as uncharacterized. The coding region runs from base 1 to 2391 and encodes 796 amino acids. The transcript has 18 exons. Lineage: Eukaryota; Metazoa; Chordata; Actinopteri; Scombriformes; Scombridae. The record is from RefSeq and is a predicted model, not a curated record.